Staurois parvus is the source of this 345-nucleotide messenger RNA. The record is from the annotation of a GenBank genome assembly. NCBI's taxonomy places the organism in Eukaryota, Metazoa, Chordata, Amphibia, Anura, Ranidae.
GCGGGCACCGGGCCCCCAGGUGGAGCGGCGGGCACCGGGUCCCCAGGAGGGGCGACAGGAAUCAGGCCAUUUGGCUCGCCAGCGGGCACCGCGUCAUCUGGCAAGGCAGUGGGCACCAAGUCACCAGGCACGACAGUGGGCACUGGGUCAUCAGGCAUGGGAUUGUCUGGCUCGACAGCAGGCAUCGGAGUCAACUGGCAUAAUAGGAUCAUCAGGCUGGAUCAGUUCAUCAGGCUGGGCAUCAGGCUGGGUGGAGGCAUCAGGCUGAAUUGUGGGCGCCGAAGCACCAGGCUGCACCACGGAAGGCAGGUUCUCAGAUGGGAGGCUGACCGGUUUGGAUACUGG